AUGACGACGGACCCCGGCGAGCACGAGAAGGAUCGCAAUCCCUCCGUCGACCUGCUCACCGACGUCCAGCGCCCGGACCAUGACGAGGACAUCGACGCCGAGAAGGAGAUCGCCUCGGCCGAGCUCGAGCGGGACGUCGAUCCCCUCGACAAGGCCGGCGCCGGCGACGACGCCGAGAGCAUAGAGCAGCGCGAGGAGCUCGCCCGCCUGCGCAGCUAUGCCACCAACACCAGCGCCACCACCGCGGCCACCAGCCGGCACCCGCCCGUCCAGCGCAAGUGGUACAAGACCCCGAACCCGCUGCGAUGGGGCAGGAUCCCCGACGUGCCGGAGGAGAAGACCGUCUGCCCGGAGUACAAGGCCGGCUUCUUCAACAAGCUCAUCUUUUACUGGCAGGGCCCGCUCAUGUCGACCGGCUACAAGCGCCAGCUGGAACCAAAUGACAUCUACGACGUGAACCCGGACCGCGCCGUCGAGCCCAUGUCGGCCAAGGUCCGCGAGGCCUUCAACCGCCGCGUCGCAAACGGCGACAAGCACCCGCUGCUGUGGGCCAUCCACGAGGCCUACUUCUGGGAGUUCUGGUUCGGAGGCGCCUGCCAGCUCGUGUCCGCCAUCGUCCAGGUCCUCUCGCCCUUCGUCCUGCGCUACCUCAUCCAGUUCGCCACAGACGCGUAUAUCGCCAACCUCCGCGGCCAGUCCGCGCCGCAUCUCGGCAACGGCAUCGGCCUCGUGUUUGGCGUGACCAUCAUGCAGAUCGUGCAGAGCUUGGGUACCAAUCACUUUAUCUACCGCGGUAUGAUGGUCGGUGGGCAGGUUAGAGCCUCUCUGAUCGGGCUGAUCUACGAGAAGAGCAUGAAGAUCUCCGGGAGGGCCAAGGCUGGCGGUCUCGCGAUCGAGGGAGGAGCAGAGGCUGGCGCGGACGCGGAGAAGCCCGCCGAGAAGCCGAAAGACAAGAAGAACAAGAAGAAGGACAAGAAGGGCCCGCCGGCGCACGCUGCUGACGUCUCGGGAGACGGUAUUGGCUGGGGCAACGGCCGUGUCGUCAACCUCAUGAGCGUCGACACCUACCGUAUCGACCAGGCCUCCGGUCUGUUCCACAUCAUCUGGACGGCGCCCAUCUCCCUGCUCAUCACUCUUGCCCUGCUCCUUGUCAACCUGACCUAUAGCGCCCUCGCCGGCUUCGGCCUGCUCGUCAUCGGCAUGCCCAUCCUGACCCGCGCCAUCAAGAGCCUGUUCGUGCGCCGCAAGGGCAUCAACAAGAUCACUGACCAGCGCGUCAGUCUGACCCAAGAGAUCCUGCAAUCCGUGCGCUUUGUCAAGUACUUCGGCUGGGAGAGCUCCUUCAUGAAGCGCCUCGAGGAGUACCGCGCGCGCGAGAUCUCGGCCAUCCAAGUCGUGCUGUCGAUCCGUAACGCCAUCAUGGCCAUCUCGCUGUCGCUGCCUAUCUUCGCGUCCAUGCUCUCUUUCAUUACUUACUCGCUGUCCCACCACAAUCUGAACCCGGCCGAGGUCUUCUCGUCUCUGGCUCUGUUCAACGGCCUGCGCAUGCCGCUCAACCUGCUGCCCCUAGUCAUUGGCCAGGUCACCGACGCCUGGUCCUCCGUCAAGCGUAUCGAGGAGUUCAUGCUCGCCGAGGAGCAAGAGGAGGAGCUGGCCUGGAAACCAGACGGCGAGAACGCCGUCGAGAUGCACCACGCCUCUUUUACCUGGGAGCGCACGCCGACGCAGGAUACCGAGGACGGCGGCAAGGGCGACAAGCCAAAGGGCGGAGUAAAGCAGCAGCCGCAACAGCCACGACCGCAAUCUCCAGCAGGCAGCUCUGGCGACGCGAGUACCCUGGUUGAGGAGAGAGAACCUUUCAAGCUGCAGGACAUCAGUUUCGAGAUCGGCCGCAAUGAGCUAGUCGCCGUGAUCGGCACCGUAGGCAGUGGUAAGACGUCCCUCCUCGCAGCCUUGGCGGGUGACAUGCGCAAGACGAGCGGCGAGGUCGUCCUCGGAGCGCAGAGGGCCUUCUGCCCGCAGUACGCAUGGAUCCAGAACGCCACGCUGCGGGACAACAUCCUCUUCGGCAAGGAGAUGGACAAGCAGUGGUACCGCGACGUCAUCAAGGCCUGCGCCCUGCAGCCCGACCUCGACAUGCUGCCCCACAACGACCUGACCGAGAUUGGCGAGCGCGGCAUCACCAUCUCCGGAGGGCAGAAGCAGCGCCUCAACAUCGCGCGCGCCAUCUACUUUGACGCCGACAUCGUGCUCAUGGACGACCCGCUCAGUGCUGUCGACGCGCACGUCGGCCGCCAUAUCUUUGACAAUGCCAUCAUGGGUCUGCUCAAGGACAAGUGCCGCGUGCUGGCGACGCAUCAGCUCUGGGUGCUCAACCGCUGCGACAGGAUCAUCUGGAUGGAGGGCGGCAAGAUCCAAGCGAUUGAUACCUUCGAAAACCUCAUGCGUGAUCACGCCGGGUUCCAGCAGCUCAUGGAGACCACGGCCGUCGAGGAGGAAAAGAAGGACGGGCCCGCACUGACGCAGACCGCCCUCAGCAAGGACGAACGCCGCGGCAAGAAGAAGGGCAAGGCGCUGAUGCAAUCCGAAGAGCGCGCUGUUGCUAGUGUACCAUGGUCCGUCUACGGCGACUACGUCCGCGCCUCGGGCUCGAUAUUCAAUGGCGUCAUCGUCUUCUUCCUCCUUGUCAUCUCCCAGGCCGCCAACAUCGUCACCUCGCUCUGGCUCUCGUGGUGGACCUCGGACAAGUACGGCCUGACGACGGGCAUCUACAUUGGCGUGUAUGCCGGCCUGGGCGCCGUGCAGGCCCUGCUCAUGUUCCUCUUCAUGGUCUCGCUGUCCAUCUUCGGCACGGCGGCCAGCAAGGCCCUCCUGCGCCAGGCCGUCUCGCGUGUCCUGCGCGCGCCCAUGUCCUUCUUCGACACGACGCCGCUGGGCCGCAUCACGAACCGCUUCAGCCGCGACGUCGACGUCAUGGACAACAACCUGUCGGACGCGAUGCGCAUGUACUUCUUCUCCAUCGCCGCCAUCCUCGCCGUCUUUGCGCUCAUCAUCGCCUACUUCCACUACUUCGCCAUCGCGCUGGUGCCCCUCUUCUUUUUGUUCCUGUUCGCCACGACCUACUACCGCGCCUCGGCGCGCGAGGUCAAGCGCUUCGAGAGCGUCCUGCGCUCGACGGUGUUUGCCAAGUUCGGCGAGGGCCUCAGCGGCGUGUCGUCGAUCCGCGCGUACGGCCUGCAGGACCGCUUCGUCGGGGAGCUGCGCCGGGCCAUCGACGAGAUGAACGCGGCGUACUACCUGACCUUUUCCAACCAGCGCUGGCUCGCCGUGCGCCUCGACAUGAUCGGCAACCUGCUCGUCUUCACGACGGGCAUCCUGGUCGUCACGUCGCGCUUCAGCGUGUCGCCCUCGAUCGGCGGCCUGGUGCUGUCGUACAUCCUCGCCAUCGUGCAGAUGCUGCAGUUCACGGUGCGCCAGCUCGCCGAGGUCGAGAACGGCAUGAACGCCGUCGAGCGCAUCCAGUACUACGGCACGCAGCUCGAGGAGGAGGCGCCGCUGCACACGGUCGAGGUGCGCAAGGAGUGGCCCGAGAAGGGCGAGAUCGUGUUCGACAACGUCGAGAUGCGGUACCGCGAAGGGCUGCCGCUCGUGCUGCAGGGGCUCAACAUGCACGUGCGCGGCGGGGAGCGCAUCGGCAUCGUCGGCCGCACGGGCGCGGGCAAGUCGAGCAUCAUGUCGACGCUGUUCCGGCUCGUCGAGCUCAGCGGCGGGCACAUCACCAUCGACGGCGUCGACAUCUCGACCAUCGGCCUCGGCGACCUGCGGAGCCGGCUCGCUAUCAUCCCCCAGGACCCGACGCUGUUCCGUGGCACGGUGCGCAGCAACCUCGACCCGUUUGACGAGCACACCGAUGCGGAGCUGUGGUCUGCGCUGCGGCAGGCGGAUCUGGUGAGCGAGGAGGGCAGUGGGACUGGUGCUGGUGCGGGCAGUAGCGAGGCGAGCAAUACCUACAAGCCGGCUGCUGCUGCGGCGUCGUCUAAGGAUGCUCCUGCACCCACGGCAGGAGCGGCUGGCAACACCACCACCGCCACCACCAACAACAAAGAGACGGGCCGCAUCCACCUCGACAGCGUCGUCGAGGAGGACGGGCUCAACUUCUCCCUGGGCCAGCGGCAGCUCAUGGCGCUGGCGCGCGCGCUCGUCAGGGGCAGCCGCAUCAUCGUCUGCGACGAGGCCACGUCGUCGGUCGACAUGGAGACGGACGACAAGAUCCAGCGGACCAUGGCGUCGGCGUUCCGGGGCCGCACGCUGCUGUGCAUCGCGCACCGGCUGCGCACGAUCGUGGGCUACGACCGCAUCUGCGUCAUGGACCAGGGCCGCAUCGCGGAGCUGGGCGAGCCGAUGGAGCUGUGGCGCCGCGCCGAGGGCGGCAUCUUCCGCGGCAUGUGCGACCGCAGCGGGAUCCGGUUUGAGGACAUACGCGGUGCGAGGGAGGAUUUCGGCGGGCUUGGCCGGGAUGGGGAUGGUGGGUUUGGUGGUGGUGGUGAUGAUGGGGAGGGAGGUGAGGGGAUUGGGAGCGGGAAGGAUAAAGAGACGGUGAAGGAGAAGGAGGAGAUGUGA
Messenger RNA from Thyridium curvatum, 4620 nucleotides. RefSeq lists its product as uncharacterized. Gene Ontology annotation, cellular component: membrane. The coding region runs from base 1 to 4620 and encodes 1539 amino acids. The record is from RefSeq and is a predicted model, not a curated record. Gene Ontology annotation, biological process: transmembrane transport. Gene Ontology annotation, molecular function: ATP hydrolysis activity; ATP binding; ABC-type transporter activity. The transcript has 2 exons. NCBI's taxonomy places the organism in Eukaryota, Fungi, Ascomycota, Sordariomycetes, Thyridiales, Thyridiaceae.